GUUUUCUUAAUGGCUUUUUUUUAUUUUUCUUAUAUGUGAUGAACUGUCAAACUCAAAUCCGUCCGUGAUGUUGUUAUAUGGUGGGUUUUUGCUUUUUAUUCACUCUUCUCACGAGAAGGCAACUGUUUGUCUCUGUAAAAAAAUUAUUUCCGCAGUCCGUCCCAACCCAACUACUAGUCUACUAAGUGAGGAGGGGGAUUCAAAUUUGAAACCGAAAGAAGAAUAUCAUUACAUUACGAGUUAAUUAGCGGCCGAAGAUAAUAGUUAAUUUGGCUUAAGUAAAUACUAUUCCGGUGAUUGAGAGAACGGAAGAUGAAAUGCUUGAAUUAAUAGGUAAUGCAUCUUUUAUAACAAGUUGGUUUUCUUGGUGCAUUUUGAUUUUGAAACCCCAAUACAGAAGAACAUUGGCAACUAAACUCAAACUAGCCAUUUAUUGGGCCUAUGACAGUGUAAAUUAUCGAUGGACCCGAUCCAUUUGUCUACGGGCCUGAUUGAAGCAUUGCAUUGCAUGUUCCCAUUUUGAUCCAAAUUGCCAAUGUCGUAAAGUGUUCGCGCCCUAGGCCUUCUAAAGCCUCUGCUGCUGAGCAUUGCCAUUCAGGGACCGCCCAAGACGUCGGGAAAAUACGAUGAGUCUGAAAGAGAAAAACAAUUUCAUGACAAUCAGUCAGCAGAAAUGUAGAAAUUGAUUCAGAGAUUUGCAGGCAAAGCUUUUAUUGUGCAAAACUGAAACAUAAUUGGGAGUGAAUGAUAUUGUCUUAUUGAGAAAGAGUGCUGCCAAUACAAUGGGCAGCAAAACUUUGUUUAAAUGGUCGAAGCAAAUCACGACUUCCCAAGUUGAGCAGCUGAUAAAAGCUGAAAAGGACAUACAGAAAGCUAUUCUCAUUUUUGAUUCCGCAACAGCCGAGUACACCAAUGGCUUCCGGCAUGAUCACACCACCUUUGGUCUCAUGGUCGCUAGAUUAGUCUCCGCGAACCAGUUCAGGUCAGCUGAGGCGUUACUUGAUAAGAUGAAGGAGGAGAAAUGUGGUGUUACAGAAGAUAUAUUCCUCUCUGUUUGCAGAGGAUAUGGCCGCGUUCACAGGCCACUGGAUGCUGUCAGGGUCUUCCACAAAAUGGAGGACUUCCAGUGCAAACCAACCCAGAAAUCUUACAUUACCAUACUUGGCAUUCUUGUUGAAGAAAACCAGUUAAAGAUUGCUUUCAGGUUCUACAAGUAUAUGAGAGAAACGGGCAUUCCAGCUAGCGUUGUGUCGCUUAAUAUUUUGAUCAAAGCCCUUUGUAAGAACAGUAGUUCCAUGGAUGCAGCUAUUCGAAUAUUUCGUGAGAUGCCCAAUCAUGGGUGCACCCCAGAUUCCUAUACAUAUGGUACUUUGAUCAAUGGAUUGUGUAAGUUAGGAAAGAUUGGUGAAGCAAAAGAGCUCUUCAAUGAAAUGGAAACAAAAGGUUGUUUGCCCUCUGUUGUUACGUAUACUUCAUUGAUACACGGCUUUUGCCAAUCCAAAAAUUUGGAUGAAGCUGUGGGAUUGUUUGAACACAUGAAAACCAAAGGUAUUACUCCAAAUGUCUUUACUUACAGCUCUUUGAUGGAUGGACUUUGCAAGGGUGGGCGUUCUUCACAAGCAAUGGAACUAUUAGACUUAAUGGUUCGUAAGCGCCAUAGGCCAAACAAUAUCACUUAUAGUACUUUGCUUCAUGGACUCUGUGAAGAAGGAAAGCUUCAAGAAGCUUUGGAGAUUCUAGACAGGAUGAAGCUUCAAGGCUUGAAACCAGAUGCAGGGCUGUAUGGGAAAGUAAUUAGUGGCUUUUGCAACAUUAGCAAGUUCCAGGAAGCUGCAAACUUUCUUGAUGAGAUGGUCCUUGGAGGAGUUUCACCUAACAGACUAACUUGGAGCCUUCAUGUAAGGAUUCAUAAUGCAGUGGUCCAGGGCUUGUGUAGCAGCGGCAAUCCAAAUCGAGCUUGUCAGCUGUAUCUUAGCAUGCGUUCCAGGGGUAUCUCCAUAGAUAUGAAGACAUUUGAUACUCUAGUGAAGUGUAUCUGUAAAAAAGGGGACCUGCACAAAGCUUAUCGAAUUGUUGAUGAGAUGGUGCUUGAAGGAUGUGUUCCGGAUGAGGGAAUAUGGAGUUCCAUGGUGGAUGGGUUUUGGAAUCGCAGGAAGGUGCGUGAACCUGCUGAGUUGUUGCAGGCUGAGCUGAUGAGCGAAAUGGUUGAGCCUGAAACAUAAAUCUGAAAGUUUUGAGCUAACAGGGGGAAGCCAAUUCCGUGGCGCUUGGUUGGAAACACAACAAACAACAUACUGCAAAUGACACCAAUGCCAACUGGCAAUGCUGUGAGAAUCUCCUGAGCCUUAUCCGACGGGGUUGGAUAGAAGCAAUCCACUACAUUCUGAUCAAA
Messenger RNA from Prunus avium (sweet cherry), 2392 nucleotides. RefSeq names its product Pentatricopeptide repeat (PPR) superfamily protein. NCBI's taxonomy places the organism in Eukaryota, Viridiplantae, Streptophyta, Magnoliopsida, Rosales, Rosaceae. The record is from RefSeq and is a predicted model, not a curated record. Gene Ontology annotation, molecular function: protein binding.